Messenger RNA from Ruditapes philippinarum (Manila clam), 12535 nucleotides. Its product is annotated as neurogenic locus notch homolog protein 1-like. The transcript has 24 exons. Gene Ontology annotation, cellular component: membrane. Gene Ontology annotation, molecular function: Notch binding; calcium ion binding. Lineage: Eukaryota; Metazoa; Mollusca; Bivalvia; Venerida; Veneridae. The coding region runs from base 1243 to 8001 and encodes 2252 amino acids. Gene Ontology annotation, biological process: regulation of developmental process; cell differentiation; multicellular organism development. The record is from RefSeq and is a predicted model, not a curated record.
GUGUCGCUGUGCUCAGAUUUUACAAACUAUGUUUAGGUGUAUAUGGAUAUAAAAGGUUAUUAGAUUAGAAAACGUCUGGGAUUAGCGAAGGAUUUGUUACGGCAGAGAAGAACAGUGUGCAUAUUCUAAAGAAGAAGGAAACGGGAUUUGUUAAAGGGGGGUUUUAAAACAAAAAGUUAUUGCGCGAUAUUGGAUAUUACCUUGGAUUAGUAAAAAGCGUGGGAAUGGGGUUGCUGAAAAGCUCGUGUUUCACAGAUUGUGAUCGCUGUUUAUACAGACAAGCUCCUCACUGAGGCAGAUCAACUUCGGCUUCUUUUUGCACUACAUGCUGCUUUAAUAUAAAACAAAAAGUUUUCGAAAGUUUUGCGAAAAAGUGUUUAUAGUGAAAAUAAUGGUGGGCAGUGAUGAGGAGUUGGUUAUAUUUAGUGACAGUACUUGCGUUAUGGAGGAAGAGCUCAAAGAUUGAAUGCACAGAUUAUAUGGUCUGUUUUUAAGUGGUUUAAGAGAUUUAAGUACUGUAACAUUGUAACACUCUGGUGACUAAUGUGUGAGAAUAUUUUGUGUUUUCGCAGUUUGUAUAAAUACAGUUGCUGUUGUACUGUGGUAGUAAGUUGAUCACAGUUUUGUCUUCACUCUGUGAUUUACAUGUGACCUGGCAGGGAGAGAGAGAGAGAAAAGGGGAAGGGAUCUCACCCAAGUGAUAUAUUGAUGAUUCUACACUAGGGGACCAAUUACUUCACUGGAUGCCAGUGUUCAGAAAAGGACAAAAAUUUGUUACAACAAAUAUUGUAUAUUUAAAGGGGACCAACUUAUUGAACAUUCAUCAGCGGAUCAAAAGGACUUUAUAUUUUUCAGUGACAAUUUAGUGAGUUUUAAGGGACCAAUUAACUGAAUGGACAUAAUUGAAAGUAAAGGAGAUUAUAAGUGAAAUAUUUAUAACAUAUUGAAGGUGACCAAUUAAUUAUCAAAAAAGGUAUUGGACAUCAUAAUAGUGAUCACCUGUUAUUGAAAAAAAGGAAAGAAAACAUAUUGAAAUUAUUUGUGAUAAUUUUACUGUGAUAUUUUAAUUUGUGGGUUAUAUUUUUCAAAAGAAGAGGGACCAAUAACUGAGCAUAUAUAUGAUAUUUUUGUUGUGAAAAAAAUAUUAUUCUUAAAUUUUUGGAAGUGCUAGAAACAAAUAAAUAUAAUUAUCAAAUAUGAUUUGGAUAUAACAAAAGUAACGAUACAACACAGUCAAAGAAAAUGGAGCAUUUUCGAGCAACUUUUCGGAUUUAUGUGCUUCUUGUUAUAUGGUUCCGUGGAAUGAACUGUGAAGUGAAUAUAGAUGAUUGUAAAGGGCAUAAUUGUACAAAUGGUUCCACAUGCAUCGAUGGUGUGAACUCUUACACUUGCCAGUGUCCGCCAACACACAAAGGAACAUAUUGUGAAGAAGAUGUAGAUGAAUGCGAGAAACAGAUUUGUCUUAAUGGAGGAACGUGUAAAAAUAUAAAUGGCGGAUUUCUGUGUGUAUGUGUAAACGGAUGGACUGGGACCCAUUGCGAGGAAAAUAUCGACGACUGCAUUAACAAACCGUGUUUCAAUGGCGGAACUUGUAUAGAUCGUGUAGGAUACUUCUCAUGCGAUUGUCCUGUUGGAAGAACAGGUCUGCGCUGCCAUCUGGAUGAUGCAUGCUAUAGCAACCCGUGUAAAGGUAACGGGUCUCGCUGUGAAACUUCACCUGUGGACGGUACCCCGGUAUGUACCUGCGCUCCAGGCUGGAAAGGGGACGAUUGCGGUACCGACAUUAACGAAUGUAGCAUUGUUUAUGAUUUUCAACUAUGUGCACAUGGUGGUACGUGUGUGAAUCUUCCGGGAACGUUUGAGUGUGCGUGUCGUGGUGGCUUCACUGGAAGACGUUGCGAGGAAAACAUUAGAGAAUGCAUCUCAAACCCUUGCCAGAACUCGGGCACAUGUCUUGAUGACAUCAACAAGUUUAUGUGUGUUUGCAUGCCAGGGUACGAAGGACAAUUCUGUGAAAAAGAGAUUGAUGAAUGCGACAGCAAUCCGUGCCAGAAUUCUGGAGUUUGUACGGAUAUGGUUAACCAGUACAGAUGUGAAUGCAUGCCUGGUUUUGAUGGUAGACAGUGUCAGCACGAGAUAAACCGCUGCGUCGGGGACCCUUGUAAAAAUGGUGCCGUAUGCCGAACACAACUUGACACCUAUAUUUGUGACUGUGUCCAUGGUUGGACAGGAAGUCUUUGUGAAACAAACAUAAACGAAUGCUUUAAUAUCACGUGUGAUAACGGGGUGUGUAUAGACCAGCUAGGCGAUUACACAUGUAAAUGUAAUGGUGGAUACACUGGUCGAAUCUGCGAGACCGAAAUUGACGAGUGCGCUUCAGACCCGUGCCAAAAUGGCGGAACCUGCACUGAUUUUAUCAAUGGAUACGAGUGCAAAUGCCAGCGUGGAACGACUGGUCGGAAUUGCGAGUACAACCAUAAUGAUUGCAAUAGCAACCCGUGUAGGAACGGAGCUCGUUGUAACGAUCAUAUAAAUGAAUACACAUGCAACUGCCGUGCAGGAUUUAAGGGAACCCAUUGUGAAGUAAAUAUCGACGAGUGUUUGUCAAACCCAUGUGCCAAUGGUGGAACCUGCUUAGAUCGAGAGAAUGGUUUUAUUUGUCAAUGCCAAGAUGGUUACUAUGGUGAUUAUUGCCUUAGCAACAACAAUGAAUGUGCCAGUCAACCUUGUAUCAGAGGCUCGUGUAAAGAUGGUGUAAAUUCUUACUCCUGCGUCUGUGAAUUUGGCUUCGAAGGUUACAAUUGCGACCAACAGAUUAAUCAUUGUAAAAACAACCCGUGCCAGCAUUCCGGUACUUGCAUCAACAAUCUGGGCUACUACAAGUGUCAGUGUGCACCGGGAUACACAGGUACAAACUGUGACAUUAAUGUGAAUGAGUGUAGUAGCAAUCCAUGUAUAUAUGGCACGUGUCGCGACCUCAUUAACGACUACAUUUGUAUGUGUGACAUGCAGUACACCGGAAGGAACUGUGACACUAAACUUGAUCCCUGUACACCAAACCGGUGCCGAAACAAUGCUAAGUGUGUGCCACAGGGCAACUUUACAGACUAUUAUUGCAAUUGUUCGGGCUAUGGGUUCCAAGGUCGGCAUUGCGAGAUAGAUGUAAACGAGUGUGCCCAGUGCCUGUACGGUGGAUCGUGCCCGUGUAAACACGGUACUUGUGAGAAUACACACGGUUCGUACAGAUGUAAAUGUGACAAUGGGUAUACAGGAGCUCAAUGUGAAAGUGACAUUAAUGACUGCUAUCCCAAUCAUUGCCAAAAUGGAGGAAUCUGCAAAGACAAAAUUGGUGGUUACACUUGCGAUUGUCCACAAGGAUUUAACGGGUCACAUUGCGAGUACGACAUCGAUGAAUGCCUGUCACAGCCAUGUAGGAACGGAGCAGAGUGUAAGGAUUACGUCGACUCGUACACGUGUACGUGUCUUCCUGGAUUCAGCGGCUUUAACUGCGGGAAUAAUGAUAACGACUGUACAAACAGUUCAUGCUUGAAUGGCGGAACUUGUAUUGACCGAGUCAACUCCUAUCAUUGCGACUGCCAGCCUGGAUACAAGGGAAGUAACUGUGAAACGCGUAUCAACCCGUGUGAAGAGAAUCAAUGUAUGAACGGUGCAACUUGUAUCAAUAUGCCCAAUGGCCAACACUACUGUCAAUGUCCAAUCGGAUUCCAGGGACCCAUGUGCGAGGGCUUCGUUGAUUACUGUAGUACUCAGAUAUGUUUGAAUGGCGGUAGAUGUUCCCAGGUUGCCAAUAACUACAGGUGUGACUGUACACCAGGUUAUACCGGAAAGGUAUGCGAUGUCAGGAUGGUUACAUGUGCCGUUGCUGCUCAACUUAGAAAUACAACAGUGUCUGCUCUAUGUAAGAAUGGCGGUACAUGUCAUAAUGAGGCUGGAACUCAUCGCUGUGUCUGCAGUGACGGUUUCCAUGGUAGUUAUUGUGAAAAUAUAUACGACCAUUGUAGAUCCGUACCUUGUCAAAAUGGCGCACAAUGUCAUAAUCUAGGUAACGACUACAGAUGUAACUGCAGUCAUGGGUUCAUGGGACGUAACUGCGAGAUCAACAUUAAUGACUGUGCCAACCAACCUUGUGCAAAUGGCGGGAAAUGUCAUGAUCUGAUCAGCAAAUUCAUCUGCUCAUGUCCACCUGGGACGUCUGGUUAUUUAUGCGAUAUUAACCACGAUGAUUGUUACGAAGGUGCAUGUCAUCAUGGAGGGAAAUGUGUUGACCAGGUCGGUGGUUUUGAAUGCAGAUGUCCGGCGGGUUAUGUAGGUCAACGUUGCGAAGGCGAUGUAAACGAGUGUCUGUCUAACCCCUGUAAUCCACUCGGAACACUCAGCUGUGAACAACUUUUAAAUGACUAUACAUGCCAUUGCAAGCAAGGCUAUACAGGUCGUCACUGUAUGACCCGUAUCAACUUUUGUGAAGAUAGCCCAUGUAAAAAUUAUGGUCUUUGUAUGAACUCCGAUGCCGGACCUACCUGCAGAUGUCCAAAGGGCUUCACUGGUACUUUCUGCGAGAAGAUCGCCACACUAUGUGACGAGAUAGAAUGUCAAAAUGGCGGGAAAUGCGAGGUCAUUGGAAAUACUUACAGAUGUAACUGUCCGUACGGAUGGACGGGAACGACUUGUAAUGAAAAUAUCAAUGAAUGUUCAUCGAGCCCUUGUCAGAAUGGUGGACAAUGCCUGGAUAACAAAGGAUACUACGAGUGUCUAUGUCCACGAUACUUCACAGGCGUUCAUUGCGAGUUUAUGGACAAGGCUGUUACCGCCGGUAUAGGUAAACCGACCAAGGUCACACCAUCUCAGCCAUUUUUUCCACCUCAGUGUGUUGCCAAUAACUGUGAGGCUAAAGCUGGGGAUGGAAAAUGUGAUUUUGAGUGUAAUAUUCCAAUAUGUGACUACGAUGGAUAUGACUGUUCUUUCGAGUCUCGACCUUGGAAGAACUGCGACAAACCUCGAGAUGGCGUACUCUGCUAUAACGUGUUUAACGACAGCAAAUGUGAUCCACAGUGCAAUACUGAGGAAUGCCUGUAUGACGGGUUUGACUGCGAGCGUUCUCUCGGAGCCUGCAAUCCUCACUAUGAUACGUACUGUAGCCUUGUGUAUGCCAAUGGCGAAUGUAACCCGGGAUGUGACACGGCUGCAUGUAACUGGGAUGGACUUGAUUGUAACCAUGACGAAGAGAAGCUAGCAACCGGAAGUCUCCUUAUUGUGGUUGGUGUACCGCCAGAUGAAUUCAUCAAAAUGUCAAACGAAUUCUUACGUAAACUAGGAAAACUUCUAAGGGCGGUUCUGUACAUAAAGAAGGACAAAAAAGGUGAAGAUAUGGUAUACCCUUGGAAUAAGGAUGACAGUACAAGCGGAGGUCGUUUAAGACGAGCAUUGGGCACAAGCGACUUAAAUCAAGGUGUAACCUCAUCCAGCGGGUCUCAACCUGAAGGAACUAUAGUACAUUUACUGAUUGACAUUCAGCCAUGUUUGAAGUAUGGGCUACAUGAAUGUUUUGACAGUUGCCAGUCGGCUGCAGAAUUUGUGGCGGCAGCUCUCAAUAACGGAUGGCAAGGAGCACUCCCUAUUGUAAAAGCUAAUUCUGAAGGCACAAAUGUUGACCCUGGUAGUGAAAAUGUUGGUGUUUCAACAGUCAUGCUGGUAUUACUUGCCGUGGGUGCGGUCAUGAUACUUAUAGUGGUUAUCAUAGUUGUGAUAGGGCGUAAACGAGCAAGGGGCAUAACUUGGUUCCCUGAGGGUUUCUUUAGUCGAGGUAGUGAUGCCGGGGCCACAGCUCGGUCUUCAAAACGACAUGGACCCGACGGAGGCGAGGAAAUGAAGCAUAUUGGUAAGGGCUCUAUGGAUAAAGUAGACAGUAAUGAUAACAAUACACUAGAUGAUUGGGAUAUGCACCAUCCUGCAAAAAAGAUUAAGAUUGAGCAGAGUGGUGAGUCCACGACAGACCCCUGUGAUACACGGCAAUGGACAACACAGCACCUUGAAGCUGCAAAUGUACCUAGAACUACCGAACAUUUUGAAUCAGCCAUUGCUAAUAACUCCUCAAUAAUGGCUCUUACCCCACCAACUGGUGAUGAAAUGGACUCUAAAGAUGUAGAUGUGAGAGGGCCAGAUGGUUUUACUCCGCUAAUGUUGGCUUCUAUUCGUGGUGUCGGUCUCGACACAGGUGAUAAUGAAAGUAGUGGUUCCGGUACAACUACAUCUGGUGAUAGCGAGGAGUCUAGUGAAAAUUCUCCAGAAAUCAUACGCAGCUUAUUAAUGCAGGGAGCAGCAAUUAAUGCUCAGACAGACAGAACUGGUGAAACUUCUUUACACCUUGCCGCACGUUACGCUCGAGCAGACGCUGCCAAGGCAUUGCUUGAUGCUGGAGCAGAUCCAAAUAACCAAGAUGCAGGGGGAAGAACUCCUCUCCAUACUGCAGUAGCUUCAGACGCUCAAGGUGUUUUCCAGAUUUUAUUAAGAAAUCGUUCAACCAACCUGAAUGCCAGGACACACGAUGGUACAACCCCGAUGAUACUUGCUGCACGUCUUGCUAUAGAGGGCAUGGUAGAGGAAUUGAUAAAUGCUGAGGCAGAUAUAAAUGCCAUGGAUGAAUAUGGAAAGACAGCUUUGCAUUGGGCGGCAGCUGUAAAUAAUGCCGAGGCAACCCUCGUCUUGUUACAACAUGGUGCCAACAGGGAUGCCCAAGAUGUUAAGGAUGAGACUCCAUUGUUUCUGGCUGCGAAGGAAGGGAGUUAUGAAACAGCGAAGAUUUUGUUGGACCACUAUGCUAAUCGUGAAAUCACAGACCAAAUGGAUCGUCUACCUCGAGACAUUGCUGCCGAGCGCAUGCAUCAUGAUAUUCUUAAUAUGUUAGAUGAGUACCGCGUUACUUCACCAACCGCAUUGCAAUUACAUAACGGACUUCCAACUUCUCCGAAUGGACUUCAUGCAUUUAUGCACCCACAUAAAAAUAAAAGCAAACAAAGGAGAAAUAAAAAUAACGGACAAUUAAAGGACCACUUAUCUUAUUCUCCGGAUGGACAUAAACCUACCGCUAAAAAGAGUAAAAGUAAAAAAUCGAAAGCCAGAAAUGGCCAUAUUCAAAAUAGCGAGGGCUCGCCAGGUGUUGAAUCCCCGCGGGAUAUGACUCCGCCUACUUAUGACAAUGUUUGUGGAUCAAUGAUGGGUAUGGUGCGUGCACAAAUGAACGGACUUGAUGAAGUGACUGUUAGUUGUGCACAAAUACCAAGUCAUAUGGACGACCAUUGUGUUAUGUCUAAUCACUAUAAAAAUGACUCUGUAAUGGAGCAACAUCAUCGGAAUAUGGAGAUGAUGAAUAAUGAAUGGAUGCAAAAUCAACAACAACAUCCGAUGUCACAGUCGCCCUUAGCGACAUCAUCUAUCCCAACUCCCCCUUCCAGUAACCCAUCUCACAAUAGUCCAUUGAGCAUGGACGGUAAACUCUCUCCAAUGAAGGGAAAAAUGCUCCCUACAUCACCGCCUCAUUACUUAGCUAUGCAAAACCAAGCACAACGAAAUCGUCCACAAAAAAGUCCCCAUCAUUAUCAUAUUGACAAUUUUCCAUUUGAUCAACAAGCACAAAAUCCAAUGGAUAACACCCAUCAUAACAUGCAGCCUUAUACCAUAAUGUAUGAUAAUCAUCACCGUCAAAAAGUUACCACACCGAUGCAGAUUCAGCACGUCUCACAGUACCCCACCCCUCCAUCACAACAUAGUUAUCUUGGAUCAGACGCCACCCCACCGCAAGGCCUUACAGCACUUCCAGAAAAUAUACUUACACCAUCGCCUGAUUCACCGGGCCAUUGGUCCAGCUCAUCACCACAUUCUGCACAUUCUGAUUGGUCAGAGGGUAUCUCAAGUCCAGUGCCUCCAAUUGGUCAACAGCCAAUGAAAGGACGGAGUCAUGUUUCAAAUGAUGCCGUGUUUAUCUGAUUAAAAAGUCAAAGGCAUUCUGAGGGAAUAUUUGCAAAUGAACAAAAGUUAUGAAAGUUCCCUUGAUAAAGGGGAACAUAAGUGUAUGUUGCACUCAUUUAAUCGUCAACAUUUUACAUGUUGGGACUACUUUUUGUGCUCAUGAAUUUCAUAACAAUAUUGGUGCAAGAGUAUUCUGUGUCUGUGAUGUGUUAAUACAUAUGGGAACUCGGUAUAUAAGUGAAAAUAAAUGUUAUACAUUUUCUGAGGUGACUUCAUGUGGAACUACUGUUUUUAUCCCAAAGUUUGAUUGUGUGUUCAGUGAUAAACAAGUACAUGUAAUAACAAAGAAAGAUUAUUAACAUUUUAUAAUGUGUAAUGGAGGUAUAGACAGGGUAUGUAAAUUUUUCACAAAAAUAGUGUAAGAAAUGUGAAAAAUAUAGUACUAAUGAAACUUAAAAAUGUCAUCAUAUUUGAUGGGCAUUAGAUAUUUAUUGAACUUGAUUGGCUUAAAAGUGCAUUUAAAAAGACACUUAACAGAUUAGCUGGAGUGGACACAAAAAAUUCAAAGUGCUUUUAUUAUGUAACUAUAUAUAUGUACAUUGUAGACGGUCAGUAAAUGCACAGAUUUUUUUUAUAUUUUAUUAUCUAAUUUCUAUUUUUUAAACAAACAGAUUGGAAGUAUAUUGUAUUUUUACUCUCUGUAUCCCACCAUUGACUCAAGAUAUUUAGAGAAGAUUUUAUUAUCUGCAAUGUUUUUAUGUACAUUUUUGUUUGUUUGUUUUAAUAUUACUGUGCAACACAAUUUUUAAGUGCUUAUUUUUUGUGUUAGGCUGUACAUUUGCUUUGUAUUAAAACAUGAGAUUCCCAUUGAUCUCAAAGCAUGUAAACAUCGAUGAAUACAUCAUCAUCAAGAUCAUCAUCUUCAGUAUCAUCAUCAUCAUUAUCAUCAUCAUCAUCAUCAUAAUUUUAUCAAGACUAAAGAAAAAACAUUUUUUUCUAUCUCCAACCAUUUCUGUUUUCUUUAUUUAGACAAACAUCAUUCAUAUAAAUGUUUGUCAUUUUGGUAAAGAUAAUAUCAUCUGUAAUUAUUUUCAUUUUACAUUAUCAUCAUAAGACAUUGAUCCCUUCUCAGAGGUCAUUGUAAAGGUCAAGGUCAAUGCCUUUCAUCAGUCUUCAUUUCAUGUUAUUAUCCUAAGACAUUGCUCUCUUCCCAGAGGUUAUUCUAAAGGUCAAGGUCAUUGUCAUUAGUCUUCAGAUAACAUCAUUAUCUUAAGACAUUGCUGGCUUCUCCUAGGUCAUUAUAAAGGUCAAUGUCAUUGCCUUCUGUUAUCAAUAUUCAUUUUACAUUAUUAUCAUAUUCAUAAGACAUUGUUCAAUUCUCAGAGGUCAUUCUAAAGGUCAAAGGUCAUUGUGAUGGUAUUAUAUUUGUCAUCGCAAAGUUGGAGCGAUGAUUCCAUGGGUCCAAAACUUGCAUGAUGUAUAAAAAUUGUACAAUAAACUGUAGAAUAUAAUGUAUAUUUGAUUUACUGUACUUUAAAACAAAUCAAGGGAUGUAACUCUAUGGUCUCAUAGCCUCUAUUAAAUUUUAGAAAAAAAAAGAUUAAAAAAAAAAUCAGGGAAACAUUUAAAUGCUUUUUUAUACAAAAAUCAACAAUUCAAUAGAUUUUUCAUUUUUUGACCACAAAAUCAAAUUUUUAUUGACAGCUACAUUUGAGUGAUACUUUUUGCGUUUUUUUGUAAAUAAAGGUUUAAUUAAGCAAAUUAAAACAUUAAGAUGCGCAUAGAGUUUAAAUAAAGGGAGAUAACCAGAUAUGAAACUAGCUUGUAUGAAAAUGAUGUUAAAUUUUAUUUGCUUUAAAAAGAUUUUUUUUGUUGCAUCAAUGGAUAGAAUAUAUUGAUUUAAACAGAGAUGUAGAUUUUAUCAAUAUAUCUGAUUUAAAGCUGCCCAUUUCACAUUUAGAAAAUUUCAAGCUGCAAAAAAAUAGAAAAAGAUCUUAUUCUUACCUUUCUCUUGGGUUUCUUUUUUCAAAGACUUCCAAACAAUUAUGUGUAUUCAGCUUUAAUAUGUAAAUUGAUAAAAUGUUAUUUAAAAUGUAUGCUAUUAUUUAGAAUUUUUUUUUUCAAAUGGGAUAAAACUAAGUGAAAGGGUAGCUUUAAAGUUCUAGGGUAGAGCUUCAUAGCCUGAGAGUGACAAAGGCAUUUUUUAUGCAAAAGCCAGCUUCAUAAUUCAAGAAUUAAAUUUUUGUAUUUCUGCAUAAUGUACAGUUACUGCCAACACAUUUUUUAAUUUGCCAAAACAAUGCAUUUACAUUGUAUUUUAUGCCCCCUUUUUAUACAAAAUUUUCUGAGAUCAAAUUUGUUUUCAUAUAUCAUUUUUGCAAUAAUUAAGCCAAAAUGAACAACUUUAAUCCUGCACACCUCUAGGUAAAUGCUAAUUUCAAUCAAAAUCUAUGAUUAUAUAUUUUUAUUUAUUUUGAUAUCUUAUUUCUCCAAAAAUUAGUUUAAAAAAGCUGGAGGUGAGUAGGUUUAGGAAUUAUACAUGAAGCAUGGAAAUUUAUUGUUUUUGAACAAAAAUAUUUUCUCUCAAGGGUACAAAAUGGGAAACAUGUUGAAAUCCUGGUAUUUAUUCAUGCUUCUUCCUUCAGUAUUUGUAAUUUCAGACAUUCAAGUUUGAUUGACAAUUUCUUUCUUACUAUUUGUGUCCCUUUAAAUUGGUUUAAAUUUAAAUAUAUUAAAUGAUGUACUAUAUUAUAGCUCUUUAAUCUUUAUGAUGUUUUAUUUUUUUUUUUGCCUCAGACUUAGGCUACAAAAGUAAAUGAGCCGUGUCAACCCAUUAUGUUGGUUUUGUCGUGGCGCGGCUCAAAUAUUAUAUAUUCAAGAUGUAUAAUGAAAAUGCUUCAAAAGCUCAUUUUAUUUUUAGCUUCUUUUUUUUCAAUAAAAAAAAAUUAAAAUCUGUUAUGAACAGUUUAUAUAGUAUACAAAUUAUAAAAUACCUUCAUACUUAUUGACUUGGUCAUUAUCUAGAUACACCAUAAUGCUUCAUUGUAUAAGAGUCCAUAUUUUUCUAUUUUUAGAUCUAUAAAUUGUGACCUCAGCAUAAGGCUAUUGUUACUGUUUUCUGCAUUUCGUAUGUAGGGUUCAGUGCGCUAGCCGGAUGUCAAGGUUACAUCGUGUACAGGUAGAUAUAUUUUAUAAUACACAUGUACAGAAAGUAAAAAUUUGACAAUUUUUAUUAUUUUAUUUGUAUUUUUUUUCUUUGUACAGAAUAGUCUCUUGUUAUAGGGCAUAUUUUAUUUAUAUAGAAAAUACAAGGUAGUAAACAGGGAAAAUUUUAUCCGCUGAUAAAAGCAUCAGUUCAAGGUCAUACAAAAGUUGAAAAAACAAUUUUAGGAUUUGGCAACCAGUCUUAAAGUGGAUCUUGAAUUUGGCCAACCAGAGUUCUUUUUAAAAUUGAUUGCAGUUGGCCUUGUAAUGCAAUUUUACCUUCGAUCAAGAGUUCAACUUCCUAACAAUAUUGGUUACUAUCUUUAGAUAUAAACACAUUUUGCAAUUUACUGUACGCAUACAUGUACAUGUAUGAAGUUGCAUACAUGUACAUGUAUGAAGUUCAAAUUCCUGUAUUUUGUGAUUUUUUUUAAUUGAUAAUAUUUGGCAUACACUUCAAAGUUUGGAUAUAAUAGAUAAAUGUAGAUAACAAGCAUAUUCUUUGUGGAGGGGGAGAAAUGAGAUAAAUAUUCACUUUAUCUGUCGAUUUUUACUUGAUACAUGUAUCUGCGGAGUAACAAUUACAAAAAUACUUAAAAAACAUAAAAUAAGAUUUAAUAAGAUUUGGUGCAAAUUUGUUUUUUUUCCCUAUAAAGCACUUGAAUAUAUCAUAUAUAUACAGGUUUUUAAACAAUUUAAUUCAAAUAUUUUUAAAUAACAAUAAUUCAAAUUGAAACUUACCUGGUAUUGUAGUAUUGUUACAUUGCAUUGACUUCAACUUUGUACGAAAAAAUAAAAAAUACAUUGCAUUGCAAUACUUCACUGUUUCUGUUAGAAAAGUAUGUUUGUGUAACUGUUUACUUUUUUACUGUCAAUAUAUAUACAUGUACACAAAACAGUGAACCAGGUAUAAGGUGCAUAUUGAUUAAAUUAUACUGGAUGACAAAAUACAUGUGCACAGUUUUAUUUUUACCUUGUUCACUGUUUUUUUGACUGACGAUUUAUACUGAACAGUGAACAGUUGUGUAAUAAAGGUACAUUAUUUACGUUACAUUAGACGACAAGUUACAUGUGCACAGUUUUAUUUUUACCGUGUUCACUGGUUUUUUACUGUCGGUAUAUACUAAACAGCGAACAAUAUGUGUAAUUAAGGUGCAUUAUUUACGUUACAUAGGUGGACAGUUUUACAAAGUAGUGUCCUGAUAAACGUGUUUAAUUUUUUUUCUGUGUUCACUGUUUAUUUGUGUUUGUAUCACGAUCCAAACAGAUGUCAUUGUUUCAUACAUUUGUAUAUUAAUGCCAUAUUGACAUGAUAUUUAACUAGUUAAUAAAACGUCUCAUCAAUGUC